Anthonomus grandis grandis is the source of this 4587-nucleotide messenger RNA. RefSeq lists its product as uncharacterized. Gene Ontology annotation, molecular function: zinc ion binding; nucleic acid binding. NCBI's taxonomy places the organism in Eukaryota, Metazoa, Arthropoda, Insecta, Coleoptera, Curculionidae. The coding region runs from base 214 to 4491 and encodes 1425 amino acids. The record is from RefSeq and is a predicted model, not a curated record. The transcript has 19 exons.
AGCCCUUAAAUGUUAAAUUGAGAUUCAAACUUAUUUCUUUUAUAAAUUGCGAAAAUGUGACUUUUAUGCUGUAUUGAUUUUUGAUAAAUUUACAUCGUUGCCAUGUUGUGUUGUGACUGUGGCCCCAUAAUUGAGUUCUGAACUGAGACCUACUGAAUAUUUAAUUUUGUAAAUAAUGUCUUACGAUUAUUGUAUACUUGAAAUUUUGUAAGGAUGAUGGAGCCAGCUGCUCCUGGUACUGAAGAUGAAACUAUUGAUCUGCAUUUUGUGACUAAACAGGAGACUGAACAGGAGCGCCUACUAAAGCUAAAAGUUUCCAAAAAUGGCAAGCCUCUACAAGUGUUCGAACUCAGUUACACUAAUGGGAGUGAAAGUUGGUUUUGUAAGGUUUGUGACUGCCCAGUCAUGGGCAGAGUGUAUCAACACGAGAUCGGACGUAGACAUACGCAAAAUAUAGCGGCCCUUUCGGGGGACGUUCCCGAAUCGACUAAAAAAGAAAUAACUGAAACCAAGGAAGAAUUUAGCUCCCCAAUUGAAGUGGCUCCUGGAGAACCUGUACCUCCUGGAUUUGAAGGGGAGCUCAACCGAAAUUGCGAUAUACAAGAGCGACUUGAUGGUUUUAAGGUGGGCCCUCUGGUUGCUUUGGAAUACCUUAUUGAGAUGUACGAUUUUGACCCAGCAAAGGAACCGUCUUAUUUAUGCAUCCUGUGCGAUAAGAAAGGCGACCCAAGGACCGUGUUAACCCAUUUGGCUAGUUAUAAUCAUAUUUCGCAGUACCUCCAAAAACACUUUCCCACUUGCUAUCGAGCCCUUGCUCCGUACAUGACUAAACAGUAUAAGAGAAACUGGCAAACUGUUUUACAAAAAGUGGCGGAGGCUAUAGAGAAGAAGUACGGAAGGCUGAAGCCGUUUUCUCUUGAUCAUGAUAAAUUUGAAAAGGAUAGGCUUCAUUAUUUGGAAAUAAUCUCGAAGGGAAAUCAUUUUUCUGAGCAGAUGGGUCCAACGUUUGUGGAAUUGAUUGUGCACGAGGAACUUACUAAAACAUUUGAUGAUGAAGGCAAAGUAAUCAAAAAACAAACUGCCCAAUUCGGCGGCCAUAGUUUCAUCGAACGUCCGCCGGUGAAGGAGCCACCGAAAGCGAAACGUAGCCCGUCGCCACCGGUGGUAGCGAAACCAACCAAAAAAGCGCGCCCGCAAGGGCCGGAACCUAAAAAACCUUUCGAAAAUCGUCCGCCUCUCAAGGGCAACCGUGGCGAGAGAAAACGCAGUUUAUCGAGUGUCUCCAGUUUAUCGAGCGAAGAUGAAUCCAGGGGCAGAGGUAGGAGAUUCGCUAGGAAUAAAUCACCUCCUAGGGUUGGCAGAGACAACGCGAGAAGAUUUAAUGAUAGGAGGGACGAAAGAGGAACUUACAGACCUAUAUCGCCCAAACGACGAAAUAAUCCGAUGGCAAGACCCAGAGACCUUGAGGAUGAGAGGCGCAGAAAUAGAGAAAAAGAGAAGCAACAGAAAAUGGACGAAUACGAAAAGUUGUCUAAGGCUAUCGAAAAUGACGUAGAGAAGUUCAUGAAACAAUACGAAAAAAAUCCGGAGAAACACCCGAAGUAUAACGAGGAGUGGAAGUUAUUUUGGAAUAAACGGUACAAGGAACUACAAAUGGAAGGUAAGGACGCCUCUAAAUAUGAUUUCAAGCCAGAAUGGAUUGGUUUUUGGGGAAAAAGAAUGCGAGAGCUCGCCAAUGAGGAUCUCGCAACUCGAAAGGAAGGACUUAAAAGACGCUUAGGACUUGCAGAAGAAAUUGUUCCCGUUAAGUUUCGAAUUGGAGGCGGACCUGUAAUGCCCAGCAGUAAUCUUAAAUCCGAACCGAAGAACACCCGGCCUACGAUGCCGAUGGCCGCGCGGCCGGAUAACGAUCCUGAGGUGAUUAUUGUUGAGGACAGGAAAGACCCCCCACCAAGAAGACCGUAUCAAAGAGAAAGAUCGCACAGUCCUUGGGAAAGCGAUGUCUCGCCGCCACGUAGCAGAGGUCACCGUUCGAGGUCAACGGAUCGGCGUAGACCCAUAAAACCCAAAGAGAGAUCGCCUUCGCGACGAAGCAUGGAACGUGACACUAGACGACCGUUACUAAAAGACAAGAGGUCACCUGAGAGAAGACGAACUCCGGAUAAGGGCAGGAGGAGCGUGGAGAGGAGCAGCAGGAGGUCGCCGGAGAAGCGAGGAAGAUCCCCGGAGAGGACGAGAAGAUCGCCGGAGAGGAGCAGAAGAUCGAGGUCCAGAGAAUUGAGGAACGAUAGGCCGAGGAGGAGCUCGCCGCUGCUUAAAGAUAAAAGAUCAAGGUCACCCGAUUCAUACAAAUCGGGCAGUAAAAGCUACCCAAGGGAGUCAGAAUUUUUGCGAGAGAGAGAUCUUGUGAGAGAACUCGAUAUCAAAUUGGGCGGUACCGGGAUUAUCCCAACGGAAAGGAAUCGGGACAGAGCCAGAGAAAGUUCUUAUGAGCGCGACGUUAGGGCCAGAGACAGGAUUAGAACCGUCGCCGACUUACCGUGGGAAAGAGAAAAACUUUAUGGACAUGGACCUCCGCCAAUGCGAAUGCAUGACGAUUACUAUGCCCCUCGCGAUCCCUAUCGUCCUGUUUUAAACUUCGUACCCCCACCUGGUGUCCAAGAACCAGAACCUGAUGAUGAAGAGGUUAAUAUUGUCUCGGUACUUCGACUACUUACAGCCCUCGAAGAAAAACUCGGUUCUCUAGGACCCAAGAUCAUCGAUUUGCUGGCCCAAGCAUUAGCUUUGGAGAAAAAAGAAGCGAAUAGUAGUGAAAUCUUGUUGGAUAAUGAAAUCAACUGCGUUAUGUUCGAAACUGUUAAGGAGAAAUUAAAGGGACAACUUCUAGCCGGUUUGGUAGAUCCCCUGCAGGAGAGAGCGUUUAAAAAGGCCAUACAAAAAACGGCAAAUUUAAUACAUAUCGCCAGUCAACGGAAAAAGACGACACAAGAGCCCCGUAAGAUAUUAUUUAUUUAUUUUAUGACGAAAUUUUAUUUUUUUACGUGUUUUAAAUUAUUUUUAGCUUCUGCAGCAGUUGCCGUACCCGGAGUGGGAGCAGUGGAUAAGGCAGCGAUUGCAAAGCAAUUGGCCAGCGCUCUAGUAGCUCAAGGAAAGACUGAUGUAACGCAAGCUGAGUUAGAGCAGUUAAUAAAUGCAGUGGUUGGAAUGGCAGAAGCAUCAAAAGGUUCUGGUAAACCAAUGACCGCCGCGAGCUUCCUCUCGCAGCUAUCAGGUGGCGGUGAAAGCAGUAAGGAGCAAAAGAAGUUCGAAAACCCUAAAGAAAAAGUAAUUAUUCCUCGAGUAAAAUCAAAAGAAGAAAAGUUGAAGGAUACUAUUAACGACUUGGACUUAAUGACCGAACCAUUGUCACCCGGUACGCCAGAAAAAUCUAGCGCCAGUCAUAUGGAGAAUCUGUCAGAUUCGGAUUUGCAAACGUUACUACAAAACUUUAAAGAUUUAUCCACUGAAGAGCAAAUGAAUUUGAUUAAUUAUUUGAAGAAGAUGGAGUUCGACGAACCCGAAAGGGUUGAAAGGUUAAGAAAAUUCGUGAAUUUAGGACCCGAGAAACCAUCUAAAGAGCCGAUUAUAGAUGUUGAUAGUCCUAGAAGGAAUGGUAGGGAUGAUUUCGACGCGCACGAUAAAAGAAAGAAAACAGAAAAGAUACAUUUAGAUUCGGAAGAUGAAGAUUACAGUUACGAAGAUGUUGUUAAAGCCGCCUCAAAGAACAUCAAACAAAAAGAAAUGGAAACCAACCGUAAACUCGUCGAAGAUUCGAUCGUAUUUAGUAGCGCUCAGAAAAGCACGGGAAAUCUAAGCGAUGCGAAAUCGAUAAUUUCCAGUCUAAUGGGGUCUUUCAGUUCCGCGUCUGCUUCGAGUAACAUGUUGGGACUUCCGUCCGGACCGUCGUCUUCUAUGGCAGCUUUAAGUAGUCUGACCACGACGACGUCUUCUGCGGACCUCACUAAGGCCCUGAACGGUAUUAACAUGGAUAAUUUGGCCAGUAUAGUCAGCUCCGUGCAAAAGGUCAACCAGAACAAGCAGCUGAAAUUCGAACCUCCACAAAGUUCACCGAAGAAAGAGUUAUUCUCUAAUCCUCCGAAAUCUAAUCCUCCUGCCUCAAAACCUGCGGAAUCAACACUACACAUUUCGCCACCGGUAAGAACCUUACAAACGGAUAAAGAUAUAUUUUUCGAACCUCCCAAAAAAAUUCCACCACUAAUGAAUGCCCCGAUGAGACCGAUGGGGGGUCCCGUAAGACCAGUUGGACCGCCACAUUUGUCCAUGGGGCCACGAGGGCCGGGCCCGAGGGGUCCCGGUAUGAACAUGCCGCCAAGAGGUCAGUUUCAACAGAGGCCCCCUUUCGGGGGACCCAAUAUGAGGCCAAGGCCGCCUUUUAUGGGAAAUCAGAGGUUUGGUGGGCCUCCCAGGCAAGGGUUUAAUCCUAGGUGGUAGUUAAGAGUUAGAGUUAAGUAAUUGUUAUAUUAAGAUAUUCUUUUGUAAUUCUGGAAAGGACGAUUGUGUAAAUAUAAAUAAAUUGCAGUUUGAGUA